Molecule: messenger RNA, 3100 nt
Organism: Sus scrofa (pig)
Lineage: Eukaryota; Metazoa; Chordata; Mammalia; Artiodactyla; Suidae
Source: RefSeq, a predicted model, not a curated record
UCUGGUGUUGUGGCUGUGGUGUACGCCAGCUGCUCCAGCUUUUAUUCAACCCCUAGGCUAGGAACUUCCAUAUGCCACACAUGCAGCCCUAAAAAGAAAACAAAGAAAAAGAAAAAGCAUACAGUUCCCAGGUCUCUGUUAGAACUCUUGGGAAACCCAGGUCGGGGAGCAGUGCCUUUGACAAUAGGAAAAGCUGUCAAACAGGAAAGGGCUGCCUGGUUUUUCCUCAGAUAAGCAUGGCCAACGCAGCUGCCUCAGGCAAGGUCAGUGCAGCACAUCCACCUGGAGCAAAUCACACCACAGACCUGACAGGGCUGUACAGGAUGUGUGCUCACCUUUUCUCUCUGCUCUCUGACCGCUUGCGUCAGCCUUGCCACCAGCCUCCUCAACAGACACUACCAGCCAUGAAGCCUCUCCUCCUUGUGUUUGUGUCUCUCUUCUUUUGGGAUCCAGUGCUGGCAGGCUUGAAUCCAUUAUCAUCAGAACUUCACAAGACAUGUUAUAAAAAUGGUACCUGCCGAUUUGAGUGCUAUGGAAGUGAAAUGUUAGUUGCCUACUGCCUGUUUCAGCUGGAGUGCUGUAUCAAAGGAAACCCUGACCCCUGACAUGAGAAACCAAUUAAUGCCAAUUAAUCUGAAAGUCCUUGACACGCCCUCUCACAGCCAGGGAACUUAAACUAAACCUUGACGCUGUGAUGUGCCCACAGCCACUGGUCUUUAGCAUCUUUAUAUAAUCCAUCAGAACAUCAGAAUCUUAUGAUCUCAGAUUUGCAAAGCUAGGCUGCAGGCUUCCUAAAGACCAGCAAGGUUCUCAUGAAAACUAUUUAGAAUACGUUUUCUCACUUCAAAUGGAUAUUCAUGCUCCUUCAGUGUGUAUUUUUCUCUUCACUCAUAAAAAGGUUGUAUUAUUUAAAAAGGCUUCAAAUUACAGAAAUAUCUUUUUACACCUAAGCUUUACCCUACCAUCCCUUCAGUUCCCCAUCCACCUUUUCUUUGAACCUCCCAUCUGUACAGGAACAGAUCUGCCCAAGCCCCCUGAUGACCUCAUAUAGCUCUCACAUGGACCACAUGGGCAAGACUUAACUGCAGGGAGGCACAAGUUUUGACUGAGUAUGACCCUGCAGUUCUUCUUGAAACACAAGGAUAAAAGCCAUGUUGUGAUGGGCUGGCAUAAGGCAGGUUCUUACCCACCAUCCUUGUUUCAGAGAGUGAAAUCAAAGGACUUUCCACCUCAGCCCCUUCAGGGUUCAGCCAUCAGACCAGAUGGCUAUGGCUUAGAGUUGUCCUCUCAGCAGCUGAAUGACUCACCACCCCUGCUACCCAUCAUCUGGCCCCUCUCGUUGAGUCCCAUCCUGUGGGACUAGGAGCUAACACACCUGCUGGUCUUGCUUUGCUGCGUAUACAAGUAAUAAACUAUCUAAAUCCAUUUGGAUUCAUUGUGUUCUUUGUCAGCCAACCUUGCAAAAGUGGACAGGCAAAGCAGGCAACUUCUGCUGGGGUUCUGGCUAUCCUACUGACUAUUGCAAUGCUGUUGAAUAUCUGCCUAAUGGCUCUGGCUCUACACCAUCGGCCUACAUACAGAUGCAUAGGUGAGUUCUACAUGUGCUACUCAGGAUGAGGGUGGUGAAGGGUGGUGGAUUCUGGUUGCCUGAAGAGCAAUUUUCUUCAGCCUCAGUGCUAAAUACAGCUUGGACCCUGUCAUGAUGUCGAGAGGGUGGGGCUCUAGCUGCAAACAGCCAAUAGCUGAUCUGGCACAAGGCUGAGGAAACAAUGGCUAAGUCUUUGCCUGAAAUGACAGUACUGCUCUUCCAGCCACUCACUGAAACUGGGGGAAGAUGAAAAACAGAACAGUUGUUGAGAAGGAAUAAGGGGCCGCAAGGGGUUCCACCUUCCCCGACACUGUUCAACCUUUGAUAAAAUCCAGUGUGGGUGUCUUUAGGGAAGAAGAUACUAAAAAAAAAAGAACAAGGAGGAGAAGGAGGGAGAGGGGUAGGGGGAGGAGGAGGAGAAGAAGGAGAGGAAGAGGAAGAAGCUAGAAACCGUUCUCACAGUGGCCCAAACUCUGCUGUGGAGUCAGUAGGAGAGAUGGUAUCAAAUGGACUGGAAUUGGAGAUGGCCUGGAAUGGUGACCAUGGUUAAGUAUCCAAAGUAAAAAAGGCAUCCAGACAGGACCCAGUAAAACUAUAAGACUCUGAAGGAGAAGGGGAAUCCUUACAUGAAGAGCAGUGGAUCUUUUGCAAUUGUGCCUCCCGAUAUCCCAGGUAUCCUUGGCCUUGCUUCUCAUUUUCUGGCAUGUACAUCCUUUAAACACAGACAGAAACUGAAACUUGAAGAUAACCCAGCCCUCUGACUAUCCAAAGAGCCUCUCUUUUUUAACUGGAUGAGGGAACAUAGAGACUCCUUAGAGAGGUGUUCCCCAAGCAGAGAGAGAGAGAGAGAGAGAGAGAGAGAAAAACCUAUGCGCCCCCUGCUGAAAGAAUCAGAAACUCUCUGGAAUCUGGUGCACGUCAAGAAACUUCCCUCCACGUAAGACAGAUAAGCCAACACCACACUGCCUAUCCCUUACUAUUUCACAAACCCAAACCUCUAUAUUCAUAUAACCCAUCAGGAAAUGACUCUGUUAUUAACAAUGGUCACUUCAAACUGCCUUAUUCCCUUGACAUAAAGUGUACAUAUCACAUGAGAUCCCUCUUGAUGUGCUGCAUAUAUACAAGGAGAUAUUACUCAGCCAUAAAAAAGAAUGAAAUCUUGUCAUUUGAGACAACAUGGGUGGACCUAGAAGGUAUUAUGCUAAGUGAAAUUAUCUAAGAAAGACAAAUACCAUAUGAUCUCACCUCUAUUGGAAAUCUAAGAAACAAAGCAAAUGAACAAACCUAACAAAACAGAAACAGAAUCAUAGAUUCAGAGAACAAACAGGUGGUUGCCAGGGGGAAGAAGGUAGGGUGUGGGGGGAGAGUAAUAAAUGAGGGAGAUUAAUAGUAACCAACUUCUUGUUAUUGAAAAUAAUUUUUUUUUUGUCUUUUGUCUUUUGUCCUUUUAGGGCCAUACCCAUGGCAUAUGGAGGUUCCUGGGCUAGGGGUCUAAUCAGAGCUGUUGCCGCC